Molecule: messenger RNA, 480 nt
Organism: Thalassophryne amazonica
Lineage: Eukaryota; Metazoa; Chordata; Actinopteri; Batrachoidiformes; Batrachoididae
Product: peptidyl-prolyl cis-trans isomerase PASTICCINO1-like
Exons: 2
Molecular function (GO): protein binding
Source: RefSeq, a predicted model, not a curated record
GAUUGGUAAAGGUUUUAUAGUUGGAGCUCACCGCGAUAUUGCAGUGCCAUUCCCAUGGCUCCACGUAUACGUAAUCCUAGAGCUGACAGAGCCUCCACUUCAGAGAUUUAUUGUGUGAAGGGCUACUACAAGAGAGCCAAGGCCCACGCUGCAGUGUGGAAUGAGAAAGAGGCACGAAGAGACUUCAACAUGGUGGCCAAUCUGGACAUCACUCUGGCCUCACUUGUCAACAGAGAACUUAAGGUCCUGUCGGAGCGCAUGAAGGAGAAGUACUGGGAGGAGAAGGAGACUUACUGGAACAUGCUGGAAAAAACCAAGAAUGGAGAGGGGGAGAAGGAAGAUGGACAUGAUGAUACAGAGAGGCUAAAACAGGUGGAGGACAUCAGUAAGGAGAAUGGAAAUGGAGAUGACGUUCAAAGAGUGACUGCAGAUGAGAAAGGUGAAGAAUCUCCAUCCAACAGUGCUGGAGUCACCAGAGAC